Messenger RNA from Rubroshorea leprosula, 843 nucleotides. Lineage: Eukaryota; Viridiplantae; Streptophyta; Magnoliopsida; Malvales; Dipterocarpaceae. The record is from the annotation of a GenBank genome assembly.
UCAGCCACAAAUAGUAACUCAUUCAUAUCUUAUUUUUGGGUGGAAAAUAUUGUUUAUGUUCAAUUGGGCAACAACCAAUCCAAUAUAGUGGAAGAAACUUCAUGUUUGGGUUCGUACAUUUGGAACGGUAGGAGUCAGGGGCUAGUUCAACAACAGCAGGUUUCAUUAUGCAAAUUGUUUAGUAACCAAUGCAAAUGGUGGUGAAAUUUGGGCGCUUUCCUGGUUCAGCCCCAAUGGUGCCACGUACCUUGCUAUUGUAACUUUCUGAUGCUUCUCCAAAAUGGACACCUCCUCCCCUACAAACUGUAAAGUAUCACUCCGAUGCUGCAUUUUGUUUUCAAGCAGGAUUGGCUGGCAUGGCAGUUGUGUGCAGAGAUGCUAAUGGGACCCUUCUUGAUGAUGGGAUCGCCUUUAGGCAGCAUGUGUCAUCAAUACUAGUAGCUGAUGCUUUGGCACCGUUUGCUGCAGUAGGAUUGGCAACUUCCUCUGGCGUGCAGCGCGUGAUUUUUGAAUCGGAUUGCAAUCGAGUUUAUUUUGGCCAACACUACUCAGGUCUCCACCCCAUGGCAGACCCUCUUGUACUUUCUAUAUGCUCUCCAUCUGCUACUUCUGAUUCCUGUAAUUUUGAUUGUGUUCCUCAUGAGGCCAACAAGGUAGUUAAUUGCGUUGCCAGGCACGUUCAGAGGGAAAAUGUCCUUUAUACUGUGUACUUAGACAGCUGCUCCGUAAUGAUAUCUCUACACAAUCAAUGAAAAUAUUCAGUUGAAGCUCAAAAAAUAGAAGAGAAUUCUCCACUGCUUAAUCUCAAGCAAAGGAUUUGCAAAAUUAACAGUGAGACUAUCU